AUGGGAGUUGCACUCAACACCAAGACACCAAGUUUUCAUGACAUCAUAACCAGUAAACUACAGCAACAAGGAUGUGAGAGCUUCUCUCUCUCCUUCUCUCUCUCUUUCUCUCUCUCUUUCCACCUCCCCUCUCGCCCUCUCUCCCCUCUCUUUCCCUCUCCCCUAUCUCUCUCCUCUCUCCUCCUAUCUUUGUCUCUCUCCCUCUCCCCCCUCUCCUCUCUCCCCCCCUCUCUCUCUCUCUGUAUUUGUCUCUCCCCUCAUAUCCCCCUCUCUCCUACUCUCUCCUCUCUCUCUCUUUGUCUCUCUCCCCUAUCUCUCUCUCUCUCCCUCUCCACCCCUCUCUCCUCUCUCUCUGUCUCUCUCUCCCUAUCUUCCCAUCUCUCUCCCCUCUCUCUCUCUCUCUCUUUUUCUCUCUAUCCCCAUCUCCCUCUCUCCCCCUCUCUCCUUUCUCUCUGUCUUUGUCUCUCUCUCCUCUCUCUCUCCACUCUCUCCUAUCUCUCUGUCUUUGUCUCUCUCUCCCCCUCCCCUCUCUCUGUUUUUGUCUCUCCUCUUUGUCUCUCUCUUUUAUAUAACUUUUCUUCUUUUCUUCAGAAUUUAACUUUUACCGCCGGGCAACCAUUCCGCUUUUUCGAUCGACUUGGCUAA
This is a messenger RNA of Acanthosepion pharaonis, 645 nucleotides long. Lineage: Eukaryota; Metazoa; Mollusca; Cephalopoda; Sepiida; Sepiidae. The record is from the annotation of a GenBank genome assembly.